UAGCUUUACUACGGUCAACUAUUUCUCGCUCACCUCCAUCCAUCGCACCUUUAGUAUGCAACGCCGUACUCGAUGCAGUAAUAGGUUCGCGAAUUGCCGGUCGCGUCGUGGAGAGCAGUUCUAGGGCUCCCGGCAUCGCAGACGGAGAUGAUAGAGGUGCUGUUAUGCAGUUCUAGUUCUAGCGUUCUAGUUGUGAGUGAGGUACAAAGCUGGGGGACGCUGCGCUGCUGUUUUACAAAGUGCUAUUAGAUAGUUCCGUACUCUCCGGUGUCAAAUGCGUGCGAUGGAGCGCAUGCUGAGAAAAAAGCGGAUUUUUCCGCUACUGCUGCUUCUGGUGGUGCUUUCGCUGGACUACGUGAGCGCACAGAACCGGAUCAAUCGACAGAAAGGAAACAUUCUGAAAAAUUUAACCGGAACGCAUGAAUAUGACAAUCACAUCGUCACCAGUCAGCUGGAUGCGUCCACGGGAAUCCGAAUGUUCUAUCGAGGUUUUCGAGAGAUUUACAACCGCCUGCUGGGUCCCACCGGUGGACGACUACAGGGAGCAUUCCUGCAGCCUCACGUUAUGCCAAACGUCCCUUUCCCGUGUGACACCAGAGGGAUGCGAAGUAGUCAGGUGCCGACCAGUGUUCAUCAGCUGCGACCCGGUGACAUCGACAUCAUCUCCGCUGUGGGUGAUUCUCUGACCAGUGCAACUGCUGCCAAUUCGAUUGCCCUAUGGGAGCUGCUAAUUGAAAACCGUGGCCUUGCCUGGUGCAUAGGAGGGCAGGGCACUUGGAGAACGCAUUUGACACUGCCGAAUAUUCUAAAGGAAUUUAAUCCGAAACUAUUCGGAUAUUCUCUAUUCGACUCAUACAAUGUUCAUCACACUGCCCAGUUCAAUGUGGCCGAGAACAUUGCGACUACCACGGAUAUGCCAUAUAAUGCGGCAAAAUUGGUUGAGCGUAUGAAGCUGGAUCCAAGAGUCAAGUGGGAGAAGCACUGGAAGCUGCUUACAUUCAUGAUUGGCGGAAACGAUUUCUGUUCGGAUGUUUGUUACCAAACCAAUGCCACCGAGUGGAUCAACGAGGUGCAGGAAAAGUAUCUGAUCAAAACGCUGCUCUAUUUGAAACACAAUAUGCCAAGGACCAUAGUGAAUCUAGUGCCAACGCCACUCAUCAGCCUGUCAUUCUCAAUGGACAAAGCGCAACGGCUUCCAUUCUCCUGUUACCUGUCGCGCCCAAUUGAAUGUUCCUGCCUGUUUGGUCCCAAAUAUUCCCACCGAAGGAACCUCUAUCGGCAGUUGGAGCGGAACUUUGUCAAAAUCAUGGAACGGGUCAGCUAUUUGCCGGAUUUCCACAGCGACGAUUUCACCGUUGUGUAUCAACCAUUUUUCAAGGAAGCCAGCGUUUUCUAUCAGCGGGAUGGCAAAGCGGAUAUGUCUAUCAUGUCGGUCGACUGUGUUCAUUUGAGCCAGAAGGGGCAUGCUGUGUCGGCGAAUGGGCUGUGGAACAAUAUGAUGGAAGCAACCGGAAGCAAAACUAUUGGAUUUAGGAGGCUUUUUGAGGAAUUCAAAUGCCCUUCUGCUUCGAAUCCGUACAUCAGAACUUAUUUUAAUAGUUGAUGGGCCAUGAUAGGUUAAGUGUAAUGAAUAAGACUUUGUUAUUGUUUUACAUUUUUGGUAACAAUUUUUUUGUUUAUUUUAACAAGUGAUUGAACAUGUGAAAACAAAUGAAUCUAUGAAUAAAUUAACUCGAGAUUUUU
Molecule: messenger RNA, 1743 nt
Organism: Aedes aegypti (yellow fever mosquito)
Lineage: Eukaryota; Metazoa; Arthropoda; Insecta; Diptera; Culicidae
Product: phospholipase B1, membrane-associated
Exons: 6
Coding region: 275-1603 (442 amino acids)
Biological process (GO): phospholipid metabolic process
Molecular function (GO): glycerophospholipase activity
Source: RefSeq, a predicted model, not a curated record